AUGGUAUCAUUGUACAAGUAUGCAAUUUCUUAUGGAUGGGCGUCCUUGUAUCAUCCUAGUGGGGCUUCAAAAUGUCACACCAUUCUAUACAUUACCACUCUUUCGUUAGUAUGGGUGGAGCGCAGAGAUAUCUAUAGUGGAUGUAGUAGUUCGCAAAGAUGGGCCCAUUCAGAAUGUGUUGUUCGACGUAUACUUGGACCUGUGGUUGAUAGAAGUGUUUAUCUUCAUCCUAUUAGAAUGGAUCAAGAAGCAGAUCCAAAGAUUGUCGCUAACGAGACUAAGCUGCAAAAGAUAAAGCAAAUAUUCAUGGAAAUGAUAGACAAAUUGACUUCAUAUAUGAAUGCGGGCAAGAGCAUAGGCCUAAUAUUGAAUACCCUUGAUUCCUACUUUGAGUUCUUACUUCUUUUGACACCGCCAUCUCAUCACUUCCUAAGAGCACAGAUCUUUCAUCUGCAAAAUCUGAGAACAAGGCACCUCUUAUCUGAAAAGAUAAAACUCAUUAGCUUGAAGACGAAAGGAAUCAAAGAAAGAAGAGAGACAUUUUCUCUUCCGAGUACAUCACAUGAACAUGAAUAUUUGGGAGGGCAUGCCUGGAGACUUGAUGCUCUAUUUGUCCAGGACACUGGGGUGGUGGGAAUCGAUGAUUCCAAGAGCCAAUUAUCCACCUUGCUUAAUGUGGAAGAUAAGAAUCUAUUUAUUGUCACCGUGGUAGGGAUGGGGGGCGUAGGAAAGACGACUCUGGUAAAGAAAGUCUACGAGAGUCGAGCAGUAAAGGAGAACUUUGAUUGCCGAGCUUGGAUAACCGUUUCUCAGUCAUUUACUAUCCCGGGACUUCUCCGAGCUUCCUUGAAGAGUUUUAAAGGAGAAUUAAAAGAAGGGUCCGAUGAUGAAGAAUGGCUGAUCAACACACUGAAUAAUUAUCUGCAACAAAAGAGAUACAUUAUUGUGCUGGAUGAUAUUUGGAGCGUUGGGGCGUGGAAUUCAGUUAGAUACGCAUUUCCUUGCUGCUCGUGUGGGAGUAGGAUUAUAUUCACUACACGUAACAGCGACAUAGCCUCCUCAACCGAAACUACUAAUCGAAUUUUCAAUCUUAAUCCUUUAUCUAAUGAAGAGUCUUGGAUCCUCUUCUGCAAAAAAGCUUUUCGAGGAGAAGAAUACAAAAGCGUUUGUCCGGAAGAGAUGCACAAUAUCUCUUGGAGCCUCAUGAAAAAGUGCGGAGGGCUGCCUCUAGCCGUUGUAGCCCUUGGGGGUUUGCUGGCUACAAAGGAGAAGCAGGUUCUGGGAUGGAAGAAAAUUCUGGAAAGCCUAUCUCCCAAAACGAGAAUCAUCACGGGACUUGAGAGUCUAGAGAGUAUAUUGCUACUAAGUUUCAACGACUUGCCAAAUAGUCUAAAAUGUUGUAUCUUUUAUACAAGCAUGUUUCCGGAAGAUCAAGUCAUCAAAAGAUCCAGGCUCAUUCGCUUAUGGGUGUCUGAAGGAUUCGCCGAAGACAAACUGGUAGGAUAUACCCGCGAAGAGGUUGCUGAGGGCUACCUAAUUGAACUGGUUAAUAGAAAUAUGGUUCAAAGUGUUUCGAAAAACUUUUUCAACUUCACGAUGUAA
Messenger RNA from Impatiens glandulifera, 1602 nucleotides. RefSeq names its product disease resistance protein RPM1-like. Gene Ontology annotation, molecular function: ADP binding. Gene Ontology annotation, biological process: defense response to other organism. Bases 1 to 1602 code for a protein of 533 amino acids. The record is from RefSeq and is a predicted model, not a curated record. Lineage: Eukaryota; Viridiplantae; Streptophyta; Magnoliopsida; Ericales; Balsaminaceae. The transcript is spliced from 3 exons.